This is a messenger RNA of Plutella xylostella (diamondback moth), 3957 nucleotides long. It is a transcript of the gene gus, whose product is annotated as splA/ryanodine receptor domain and SOCS box containing gustavus. Gene Ontology annotation, cellular component: SCF ubiquitin ligase complex. Gene Ontology annotation, molecular function: protein binding. NCBI's taxonomy places the organism in Eukaryota, Metazoa, Arthropoda, Insecta, Lepidoptera, Plutellidae. Gene Ontology annotation, biological process: proteasome-mediated ubiquitin-dependent protein catabolic process. The record is from RefSeq and is a predicted model, not a curated record.
UGUUAAAUUAAUCCUCGUGUCAUACUUUAUCAGAGCACUAGCUUCUAGGAAAGCUGAGGCAUUUAUUUAUAAUUCAAUAUUCUUCAACGCUGGAGCAACGGACGGUAAUUGGUUUUUGAUGCCUCGAUAAAUUGAAACAAAGUCCAACUUCACUAACUACAAGAAGCAGUUUGCUUUUACUGGUGAUUUAAUAAGUUAUUAUUGAUACUAUGACAGCCACGGAACAAAGUGGUAGAACUAUAGACUUUAAAUAAGAGCUGACUCCGCUGUUCUUGUUGUCCGCUGUUGCUUUAAUUAUCACAAUCGGAGUCGAACAACCUCAGAAAUAUUCCAUAGUAUGCAGCCUAGUUCUCAAUGUUAAUGCAAAUUAAUGUACUAAGUAAACACGGAAAGGCAGUCGAUCGUGUUUUAACGUUUCGGCCGGGAGGGCCUUGACUUUCGAAUUUUGUUUUUAUUUUUUAUCGGUGUCUUCGACCGUAUCGUAUGUGCGAAACGUAUUAUCAAUGGCAAAAAUGUAACGGAACGCGUGUGGGGGAAAUGGACCGAGAGGCAACGAACCUGCGCGCGCGCCGUCUUCUAUCGUCCCAGUUGGUUUUGGCGCAGUGAGGCGUACGUGCGCGGGCGACCAUGCGCCCAGCUUCUCAUUACUGUUAUGUGCAUUACAUGACCGGACUGCAUCUGUGAUUGCUCUGUGUGUGACUGUGCCGGUGCUGUGCCCUCUUGGAUGCCAGGAGCUGCUGAUCUAGGUACAAGAGCGGGGUGCGCGGCGUGAGAGGCGGCGCGGAGGAGGCGCGGCGCGGCGGCCUCAAGGCGCUGCCGGCGAAGCGCGCGCGAGCCCGCUGCCGGGGCAUGAACAUGGGCCAAAAGCUCUCCGGCGGUGUGAAGGCGGUGUCGCGCGAGUGCACCGCGCCGUUCAAGGCGGUGGUGGCGCGCGAGCUGGCCCCCGAGCCGCCGCGCCCGGCGCGCCUGGACGCGCUGCUGGACGCGCCGCCCGCGCACCCCGACCUGCAGGUCAAGCACGCGUGGAACCCUGAUGAUAGAUCACUAAACAUAUUCGUCAAAGAAGAGGACGCUCUAACCUUCCACCGGCAUCCGGUGGCUCAAAGCACGGACUGCAUCCGCGGACGGGCGGGCUACUCGCGCGGCCUGCACUGCUGGGAGGUGGUGUGGCCGGCGCGCCAGCGGGGCACGCACGCCGUGGUGGGCGUGGCCACCGCGCACGCGCCGCUCCACUCGGUCGGCUACCAGAGCCUCGUCGGCGCCACGGACCAGAGCUGGGGCUGGGACCUUGGCAGAAAUAAGGUGUACCACAACGCGAAAGGCACCGGCGGCAGCGGCACCACCUACCCUGCGCUCCUCAGACCCGACGAACAGUUCCUCGUGCCGGACCGCCUGCUGGUGGUGUUGGACAUGGACGAGGGCACGCUGGCGUUCUGCGCCGACGGCCGCUACCUGGGCGUGGCGGCGCGCGGGCUCCGGGGCAAGACGCUGUACCCCAUCGUGUCGGCCGUGUGGGGACACGCGGAGAUCACCAUGAAGUAUAUUGGCGGGCUCGAUCCCGAACCCCUGCCCCUAAUGGAACUCUGCCGGCGCGUGAUACGGCAGCGCGUGGGGCGGGGCCGCCUGCGCGCCGCCGCCACCCGCCUGGCGCUGCCGCCCGCCCUGGCCGCCUAUCUGCUGUACCGCGCGCCCUAGCAGCCGCCCGCCCUGCCACGCACUCACCCAGCAGCGACAGUCUAGCCAGCUCUGACGUCCAGCGCGAAGGAAGUUUAAGCUAAUGUGAAUGUGUUGCUGUCAUGCUUUGAUAGUAUAAAGACGGUGACAGCAAUAGAUUCAAAGUUGAGAAUAGUCUGAAGUUUCUUUGUGCGAGUUUUUACACCGUUCGGAGGGUGAAAAGCAAAUUGGUAUGGCGCAGGAGUCACAGACUUUUCACUGCCCGGACGGUGAGAAAAACUCUCACUGGGCGCUUUGAUAGUGAAUAAUCGUUGUGGAGAUAAACAAUUCGCAAUAUGUUUGCUAAAUAAGGUCCGCUAUCUGAUAGCCAAUCCAGUAUGGCGGUUGAUACCGACAGCAUUUGUAAUGUAACUUUUCCUUUGACUUAAUUAACUGACGGACAUUCCAAGUAUGCCUUACAUAAGUAAUUAUAGCAAUAGUUAGUGUUCAUUGUUGCAAACUCGUUUCAUUAUUAAUCAAAUUAGCCGCCAUUUUGUUCUAUUGGUUAUCAGCUAUAGAAACAUAAAUUUUGUUGAUUCCAUCCUCAUUGUCUAGUACCGACUUCAGUUUCCGAAACGUAUCAUUCUUAUUAUGUUAUCUGUGAUAAAUAUAUUUAAUAAUUCUCUUGCACACACAGCUGAAUGUAAUAAUCCCGCGUGAACAUUUGAUUUGUGAAGCCAGCGUGACUGGAAUGCCUUGUGGCGGGCGUACAAUGGUACUAUUUUGUUACCUAAAUCAAGAAUAUAAAUGUCGAAUGUAGACAAAAUACUUUUAAGUUUAGAUGUGGCAGUUAAGCCAAAACUUGUGUUAAGAUUAAUCAACUUUGAUGCAAGCCGCACGUGUUUAAAGCCAUAUUGAUCUCUCAACUGACGCGCCCCCACAUACCGCUGGUAGCCGGGGGCGCGCUUUACUUGUUAAGAAUUAUAAUAGACGACAGACAUGAUCUAACCAACUCACGAGCCUCGGCAAUGCUUAUAAUUAUUAUUAGAUGUGACUAUUGUUUGAUCAACAAUAGCGGACGAUGACGUGGCGUCGCUCCAAAUCUUAGGCCAGUGUAUCGUUGGCAAUUUUUACACUAUUUUAUAGCUCAUUAAGCGACUGGUUUAUUUUUUAGUUUAUAGUGACCCUUUCCUAUUGUAAAAACGUGUGUGUGUGUUCGUAUUGUAUAUAUCAACAAAUAUACGCAUUGUAUCCACAGAAGUUAACAUGUCACCGUGAAUUAGUUUCGCUGUACAUUUCUAAAAGGUGUUUUUGCUUUAAGAAAUUAUUUUCUAGUGUUUAGAUCGGUGCGCAGCGAGUCGUCGCCUCGCUAAGUCUUCGUUUGCAACUUUUAGACUAAUAGGUAUAAUGCGAAAAUGAAAAUAGUAUUGUCAGCAUUAUACUAAUUAACUUGUCAGCCAUUUUUGAUCCAAAUUAGUUGUAUCGUAUCCCUAUGAAGGUGUGUAAGUACUUCCAUUUUAAUAAGAUUUUUCCAUACGUAGAUUAACGACGUGUAGACGUCCCAUCGCGGGUUCACUGUGGCCGGUUGGUAUUCACAUGCAAACCCAUCUUUAACUUUAUUCAACAUGGGACAUUAUUAUUAUUAUAUUUGACAAUUUAAUUUAGGACGUGUGUCUUUUAGUUUAAAUUAUUAGGGAUAUUUAUGACAAUGGUAGAGCUGAGAUUUGUAUGUGAAUAUUGACAUUUUAUAAGCGAGAAUGAAUUAAACUGCCAAAUGCGUUGUGCGUGAAAGAGACGAGAGAUGAAUGAGUGACACGAAUACACAAGACAAAAUAGAUCUUUCCCCGCAUAAAGAUAAUAAUCAUGAUGAUAAAUAAUACACCAAGCUCGAUGUACUUCUGACGUCCCUUACGAUAAACCCCUUACAGAGGACCAAUGCUUUCUUGCUGUAACCUCCCACCACUCACAAGUGUCGCCUCCUCCUUCUGUCCCCCACUUCUGUACACCCUACAGGGGUUUAUCGUAAAGAAUUAUAAUUAAUAUAGUAAAAAUAUUUUGAUUUCCAUGAAACAUCAAAUUUAGCCCUGUAUAUAUAUUUUUUAUAAUUUUGCAGUGUUUUUUAACAUUUAAGUGGAAAAUGCAUUUUAGUUGUGUAAGUUUUUAGGCAAUAUUUUUAAAAGGUAAUUUCUAACGGAUAACUGCGUUUGUCAGUCGAAUCUCUUAGACACAAGAUAUAAAAAAAAUAGGAAAACGAUUGGAGUAAAAUAUAACUGGUUAAGAAAAUAAUAAAUGAUAUGAACUAAA